CUCAUGGCGGAUUGGGCACUGCUGCCAGCCCUCCUUCUCAUUGUUUUCCUGUAUGCCCAGCCGUGCCACUGCGGCAGGGCUCCAGCCUCCUCCCAGGCCGUGACGGCCCGGCUGGCGGCGAAGUGGCCGGCGACCCCACUGCUGCUGGAGGCGAGUGAAUUUAUUGCAGAAGAUGAUAAUGAGAAGUUUUGGCAGUUCUUGGAAACUGUACGAGAAUUAACAGUUUAUAAGCAAAGAGACAGAAGAAUAAUAAGUUUGCAGAGAAGAACAAAGCACAGAAUCCAGCAAACAAAAGUGAGCCACCUCAGAAGAUGCCUUGCAAAGCAGUUUACUGGAAAUGUCCAUGGUAAUGAGAAACUUGGAAACCUACCAGGCUUCACAACAGAUUCAGAACAUUCCUAUUACAAUUUAAUCCUGAAAAAAGCAGGACAAUUUUUAUCCAAUUUGCAAAUCAAUCUACUGAAGUUUGCACUUUCGAUACGGGCAUAUUCUCCAACUGUUCAGAUGUUUCAGCAGAUUGCAGCUGAUGAACAUCCACCAGAAGGCUGCAGUGCAUUUGUGGUUAUCCAUGAGAAGCACACCUGUAAGACUAAUGAAAUAAAAAAGCUGCUGAAGAAGGCUACUAAGAGACCCAGACCGUAUCUUUUUAAGGGAGAUCAUAAAUUCCCAACUCUCAAAGAGGAUGGCCCAGUGGUUGUUCUUUAUGCAGAAAUGGGUACGAAAGACUUUGUCAAAUUCCACCGGAUUUUGUCUGAGAAGGCGCAAAAAGAGGAAAUUGUUUAUGUUCUCCGGCAUUAUGUUCAGAAACCAAGUUCCAGAAAAAUGUAUUUAUCUGGAUAUGGUGUAGAACUUGCAAUAAAGAGCACAGAAUAUAAAGCGGUGGAUGACACACAGCUCAAAGAAACAAAUGAGACAAAGGAAGACGAAGAUGAGGAGGAGGAGGAAAGUGAUAUUCAAGGAUUUCUUUUUGGCAAAUUAAAACAGAUGUAUCCUGAUCUGAAAAAUAAUCUGAAAGAGUUUAAAAAACAUCUAAUUGAAACUACUGACAACAUGGAACCACUGAAGGUUUGGGAGCUACAGGAUCUUAGUUUUCAAGCAGCUGCUCGAAUUAUGUCUACCCCUGUUUAUGAUGCCUUAAAGAUCAUGAAAGACAUAGCUCAGAACUUCCCAAUAAGAGCCAGAUCACUGACCAGAGUGCCUGUAGACAAGAAAAUGCGAAAUGAAAUAGAAGAAAAUCAGAAGCAUUUUCAUGAAAUUCUUGGAAUCCAACCUGGAGAAGCACGUCUGUUUCUAAAUGGCCUUCAUAUUGACCUGGAUUUUCAUGAUCCUUUUAGUAUCCUAGAGACUCUUAAACUGGAAGGAAAAGUGAUGCAUGGACUUCAUGAACUUGGAAUCAAAGAGGAGACCUUGAGUAGAUUCAUGAGGUUGCAUAUACAUCCUACAGAUGACACUUAUGCACUAGAUAUUCGUCACUCUUCGAUAAUAUGGAUUAAUAACAUAGAACAAGACUACAGCUAUAGCACAUGGCCUGCAAGCUAUCAGGAACUGCUAAAACCUGCAUUUCCCGGAGUUAUACAGCAGAUUAGACGCAAUUUAUAUAAUUUGGUACUUCUUAUUGAUCCUGUCCAAGAAGAUACAGCUGAUUAUAUGAAACUGGCAGAAUUAUUCUUUCAUCAUAAUGUGCCACUUAGAAUUGGAUUUGUUUUUAUUUUAAAUACAAAAGAAGAAAUUGAUGGAAAUGAAGAUGCUGGAAUAGCACUUUGGAGAACUUUUAAUUACAUUAUGGAGGAAUCUGACACCUCUCAAGCCUUUUCCUCGAUAAUUAACAUGUACCAUGAAGUGCAAGGUGGAAAUGUUCUAACAGUAAAUCAUGUGAAAGAUGUUCUUAGAAGAGAAUACCCACAUGCUCCUGUUCAGAGCAUCCUCGGUAUUCAUUCUGAAUAUGAUGAAGGGAGAAAGGCAGGAGCAACUUUUUAUAAAAAGAGUGGCCUGGGUCCAUUGCCUCAAGCUCUGUUUAAUGGCGUGCCCUUUAACAGAGAAGAGAUGGAUGCUGCAGAGUUAGAGACCAUUAUUCUCCAGAGGAUUAUUGAUGCCACCGGAAUCUUUCAGAGGGCAGUGUUUAUGGGUUUGUUAAAUGAUCAUGUGAAUGCAAUGGAUUUUCUUAUGGAUCAGCACAAUGUAGUUUCCCGUCUAAACCCCAGUAUUCUUGGAGCAGAGAAAAGAUACAUACAUUUCAGAUCCACAUCUGUUCCGUUUGAUGUGGAUGACUUCUCUACUUUCUCCUUUUUGGACUCACAAGAUAAAAGUGCUGUGAUUUCAGACAGCAUGAAGUAUUUAACAAAAAAGGAUGAAGAUGCAUUAUAUGCUGUUACUAUCUGGAUUGUUGCUGAUUUUGAUAAGCCAGCUGGGAGACGACUGCUUUCGAAUGCCUUGAAAAGCCUGAAAACAAGCAGUCAUACACGACUUGGGAUUUUGAACAACCCUUUGUCAAAAAUAAGGGAAGAUAACACAGCCAUUGCAAGAGGAAUUUUGACUGCUUUUCUAACCCAGAACAACAACAACUUAAAAAGUUUCCUAAGUAAACUCAGUAAGGAAGAGACAGCAAAAUCCCUUGCUGCUGGAACUAAGAUUGCUAAAUUCCUUGUCCCAGGAAUGGAUGGCAACACUUUUGAGAAGAAGUACAACACUUUAGGACUGGAUAUAAUUAAAACUCACCAGAUGUUCUGCCAGGAGGUUCUUAAGCUGCUUCCUGGGCAAAUGGCUGUUAUAAGCAAUGGCAGGGUACUGGGUCCUUUAGAUGAAAAUGAAUUCUAUGCAGAAGACUUUAAUUUGUUGGAAAAGAUAACAUACAGUACCUCAGCAGAGAAGAUUAAAGCUAUUGUUAAAGAGAUGGGAAACAGUAGUAAAAGUGGCAGUGAUUUGAUCAUGAAAAUAGAUGCCUUACUGUCAUCCUUGCCGAAAACAGAGACGAGACAGGAUGUUGAAUUACUCAAAGAGCAGCAUAGUGUAGUAAAAGUCAAUCCCCAACAGGAUGAACCAUUCUAUGAUGUUGUUGCUAUUGUGGAUCCAUUGACAAGAGAAGCACAGAAGAUGACUCAGUUACUGAUUGUACUUAAAGACAUCAUCAAUAUGAAACUCAGGUUGUUUUUGAACUGCAGAUCUAAGCUGUCAGAAGCACCUCUGAAGAGCUUCUAUCGUUUUGUUCUGGAACCAGAAUUAAGUUAUGGGAUCAACAACCACCUUCCUUCUGAACCUGUGGCAAAAUUCUCAGAAUUGCCAGAAUCACCCCUUUUGACUCUAAACAUGAUCACUCCUGAAAGCUGGUUGGUUGAAGCAGUAAACAGUUCCUGUGAUCUUGAUAACAUUCAUUUACAGGAUAUAAAAGGGACAGUUACAGCAGAAUAUGAACUAGAAUAUAUAUUGCUUGAAGGACAUUGCUUUGAUGUGACAACUGGACAACCUCCUCGAGGGUUACAAUUCACUCUGGGCACAAAGAAUAAUCCUGUCAUGGUUGAUACUAUUGUGAUGGCCAACCUGGGGUAUUUUCAGCUGAAAGCAAAUCCAGGUGCUUGGACACUGAGAUUGCGUAAAGGAAGAUCUGAAGAGAUCUAUCAGAUUUUUUCCCAUGAAGGAACAGAUUCUGUAGCUGACCUGACAGAUGUUAUCGUGGUAUUAAACAACUUCAGAAGCAAAAUUAUCAAAGUCCAAGUACAGAAAAGGCCUGAUAAAAUUAAUGAAGAUCUCCUUACUGAUGGAACAACAGGAAAAAAAAGAAAUCAAGAAUCAGUUCUAAGCUUGUCAGAAGAAACUCCAACAGAAGAGAAGGAAAAGCAAAGUGAUAUUCUUAACAUCUUUUCUGUUGCUUCAGGCCAUUUAUAUGAACGUUUUUUAAGAAUUAUGAUGCUUUCUGUCCUACGUCAUACAAAAACGCCAGUUAAAUUUUGGUUUCUGAAAAACUAUCUCUCCCCAACAUUUAAGGAUGUAAUUCCUCACAUGGCUAAAAAGUAUGGUUUCAAGUAUGAGUUAGUACAGUAUAAGUGGCCCCGCUGGCUCUAUCAACAGACAGAAAAACAAAGAAUUAUUUGGGGCUACAAGAUUCUUUUUUUGGACGUUCUUUUCCCUUUGGCUGUGGAUAAAAUAAUAUUUGUCGAUGCUGACCAGAUUGUGAGAAGUGACCUAAAAGAGCUCAGAGAUCUAAAUCUAAAUGGAGCUCCCUAUGGAUACACACCUUUCUGUGACAGCCGUAAGGAAAUGGAUGGAUACCGUUUCUGGAAAUCAGGAUACUGGGCAUCACAUCUUGGGAAAAGGAAAUACCAUAUUAGUGCCUUAUAUGUUGUGGAUCUUAAGAAGUUCAGAAAGAUCGCAGCUGGAGAUAGGCUUCGGGGCCAGUACCAAGCUCUUAGUCAAGAUCCAAACAGUCUGUCAAAUCUAGAUCAGGAUCUUCCCAAUAAUAUGAUCCAUCAAGUAGCUAUUAAGUCUCUCCCUCAGGAAUGGCUUUGGUGUGAAACCUGGUGUGAUGAUGAAUCCAAGAAGAAGGCUAAAACAAUAGACUUGUGCAACAAUCCCCAAACCAAAGAACCGAAAUUAAAGGCUGCUGCCCGCAUAGUUCCUGAAUGGGUUGACUAUGACUCUGAGAUACGAACAUUAAUAGAGCAAAUCGAGAAAGAGAAGAAAAACCUUUUCUUUCAAAAAGGUCUUAAACAUGAUGAACUUUAGCACAGCCUUUUACCAGCAAUGGGGACAGCUCAGAAAGUCUUCUGUGAAAGACCCAGUGGAAGUUACGAAUGUUGCAUUGGCAUUAUUUGUUACAUUCUGUAACAUGAAGUCAAAUAUUUUGUAAUUUACAGUGUUAUUUAAAAAUGUUUUCAACAAAAUACAAAAC
Neopsephotus bourkii (Bourke's parrot) is the source of this 4882-nucleotide messenger RNA. It is a transcript of the gene UGGT2, whose product is annotated as UDP-glucose glycoprotein glucosyltransferase 2. The record is from RefSeq and is a predicted model, not a curated record. Gene Ontology annotation, cellular component: endoplasmic reticulum. The coding region runs from base 4 to 4716 and encodes 1570 amino acids. Gene Ontology annotation, molecular function: UDP-glucose:glycoprotein glucosyltransferase activity. The transcript has 40 exons. NCBI's taxonomy places the organism in Eukaryota, Metazoa, Chordata, Aves, Psittaciformes, Psittacidae.